AUGGACCCGCCGCCGCCGUCGCCGCCGCCGCUGGCCUCCAUCCCCAUCCCCGACGAGCUCCUGGAGGAGAUCCUCCUCCGCCUGCCCACCCCGGACGCGCUCGCCCGCGCCUCCGCCGCCUGCACCUCCUUCCGCCGCGUCAUCAAAGGUCGCGCCUUCCGCCGCCGCCUCCGCACGCUGCACCGUCCUCCCCUCCUCGGCUUCAUGGACGCGGCCGGAUUCCACCCCGCCCAGGCGCCGCACCCCUCCGCCCCGCUCGCCCGCGCCCUCGCCUCCUGCACCGCGGAUUUCUCCUUCGUCCCGGCCGUCGUUUCUUCUUCCUCCUACUUGGUCCCGCCGGGCGUCCAAGACGACGACGGGGAAGGCCCCCGCUGGCGCCCCUGCGACGUCCGCGACGGCCGCGUCCUCCUCGUUUGGACCUCCCUCAUGUUGACCAAACGGGAGCGGUUCAAUGCUGCCAAGCUCCACCUCGCCGUCUGUGACCCCCUGUGCAGCAGAUACGUGCUGCUUCCAACAAUACCUCAGGACCUCGCGGCCCAGCCGCAGGAUCUCCUUCGGGAAUUCCAGCCCGUGCUUGCUCCCUGCACCGGCGACGACGGCCAAGAGGAGCCCUUCAAGGUGAUAUGCAUAGCAAGAUACCAAACGAAGCUGGUCCUCUUUGUGUUCCCCUCUACAACUAUGCGAUGGUGUAUGGCGGAGUCUCCUAUUUUCCCUUCUUUGAAACACAUGUCUUGUUUUGACUGCGUGCGUGGCUGCUUCUACUGGACAGAGCCUUAUGGCUGGAGUGACCAUUUGAUGGUGCUGGACACGCGCACUUUGAGGUUUUCAAUUGUCGAUAACCUCACUGGCUACCAUGCGGAGCUCAGUGAUCUUCCUGACCGGAGCUUUGGUUAUCGUCGCGCAAAUGCCGUUGUUAUGGGCCGAGAAGGAGCCCUUGAGAUGUUUUCUCUUGUGUGUCAACACGGGUCAUUUGCCAUCUACCAUACCUCUCUGCAGAAUAAUUCCCAAGAAUGGAAGCUAGAGAAGAUUAUACAGCUGCCUGGGCAGUAUCAUGACUAUAACAUUUCCACGGUGGGUGCAGCCGAGGGAUUCUUGUUCUUCCGAGGCGCUCCAGAAGGUAUUCAUAUUGGGAAUGUGGAUUCUUACUCAAUGGAGGUCAAGACUUAUGAAAUUACCAAAGUCUGUACGGAGAUGGACAAUAUCUACAAUCCCAGACGUGCCCUCCCAUUCUUUAGCUUCCCACCGCUGUUAUCGGAACCAACUAUCUGA
Triticum turgidum subsp. durum (durum wheat) is the source of this 1269-nucleotide messenger RNA. Lineage: Eukaryota; Viridiplantae; Streptophyta; Magnoliopsida; Poales; Poaceae. The record is from the annotation of a GenBank genome assembly.